Molecule: messenger RNA, 1238 nt
Organism: Balearica regulorum gibbericeps (East African grey crowned-crane)
Lineage: Eukaryota; Metazoa; Chordata; Aves; Gruiformes; Gruidae
Source: RefSeq, a predicted model, not a curated record
GGGAAGCCUCUGAAAGAAGCUCAGGGUGAAAUCCUGUAUUCUGCCUCGUUUCUGGAGUGGUUUGCGGAGGAAGCUCGCCGAGUUUAUGGUGAUGUCAUUCCAGCAUCUGCAAAUGACAGAAGAAUCCUGGUGCUGAAGCAGCCAGUAGGAGUGGCAGCCAUUAUAACCCCAUGGAAUUUCCCCAGCGCUAUGAUUACCCGGAAGGUUGGUGCAGCUCUGGCAGCUGGCUGUACAGUGGUAGUGAAACCUGCAGAAGACACACCUUUAUCAGCAUUAGCUCUUGGGGAGCUUGCAAACCAGGCUGGAAUUCCAGCGGGAGUGUAUAAUGUUGUUCCUUGUUCCAGACAACAGACAGCAGCUGUAGGGGAAGUUCUGUGCACCGAUCCAUUGGUAGCCAAAAUAUCUUUUACUGGCUCUACAGCAACAGGAAAGAUACUGCUGAAACACGCAGCUGGCACUGUCAAGCGAGUUUCCAUGGAGCUUGGAGGACAUGCUCCUUUUAUAGUGUUUGACAGCGCCAACGUGGACCGUGCUGUUGCAGGAGCCCUUGCUUCUAAGUAUAGAAACUCAGGGCAGACCUGUGUUUGCACAAACCGCUUCCUGGUGCAAAAGGGAAUCCAUGACAAAUUCGUGGAAAAGUUUGCUAAAGCUAUAGAGAGAGAACUACAUGUUGGAAGUGGAUUUGAUGCAAAAACCACCCAAGGGCCACUAAUUAAUGAAAAAGCAGUGGAGAAGGUAGAAAGACACAUUAAUGAUGCAGUUUCUCAAGGAGCAUCUAUCGUGACUGGAGGGAAACGACACAGCUUGGGGAAGAAUUUCUUUGAGCCAACACUACUUAGUAACGUUACAACAAAAAUGCUUUGCACCCAAGAGGAGACAUUUGGCCCUUUAGCACCAGUUAUCAAAUUUGAGACUGAAGCAGAAGCUAUUGCUAUAGCAAACACAGCUAAUGUGGGUUUAGCAGGAUAUUUCUACUCCCAAGAUCCAGCUCAGAUAUGGAGAGUUGCAGAACAGCUGGAAGUUGGAAUGGUUGGUGUUAACGAAGGCAUAGUCUCCUCGGUGGAGAGUCCUUUUGGUGGGGUAAAACAGUCUGGCUUAGGGCGAGAAGGUUCAAAAUAUGGCAUUGAUGAAUACUUAGAAAUAAAAUACGUCUGCUUUGGAGGCUUAUAAAAAAAUCUUCAAAAAGCACAAUCCCAACAGCUUGGAAAAGAGUGCUGUAGUUUUAAUAAGCUUCUUGA